This is a messenger RNA of Lates calcarifer (barramundi perch), 2101 nucleotides long. It is a transcript of the gene stx11b.1, whose product is annotated as syntaxin 11b, tandem duplicate 1. The transcript has 2 exons. NCBI's taxonomy places the organism in Eukaryota, Metazoa, Chordata, Actinopteri, Centropomidae. The record is from RefSeq and is a predicted model, not a curated record. Gene Ontology annotation, biological process: intracellular protein transport; synaptic vesicle fusion to presynaptic active zone membrane; exocytosis. Gene Ontology annotation, molecular function: SNARE binding; SNAP receptor activity. Gene Ontology annotation, cellular component: endomembrane system; presynaptic active zone membrane; synaptic vesicle. Bases 169 to 1065 code for a protein of 298 amino acids.
UUCAGCUCCAAAGAUAGAUGCAUUACGCAUGUGGAGGCCUUUGUUUUCUGCUCUCAGCCCGGAGCAGUCGACUUCAGAUCUGUAGGAUGGUUCUGUGGCACAGAGGCCACCUCACAUUAAAGGACAACGUUUGAUAUAUUGUGGAUAUCAGAGCAAAACAGCUGAACCAUGAGGGACAGACUGAGCCACCUACAGGAGAUGUCCAACGGCCAUGUGGAGCCGAUGGAGUAUGCGGAGUCCACUGUCUCUGACUCCUUCAGCAAUGUGGACCUGGAGGAGGAGCUGCCCCAUGAGGCAGUGGUGUUUGACAACAGCCCUGUUCUGGCGGAGGUUUUUUCCCAGUCGCAAGACAUCCACAGAGAGAUCCAGCUCAUCCGCCUGGAGGUUAAAAGGCUCCGUGAGCAGAACUCUCGCAUGCUCCACGGCACCACCACCAUGAGCACCAUUAAAAGGGACUCUAAUGCCAUCGGUGCAGACAUAAAGGCUCGUGCUGAGAAUGUUCUACAACGCCUGCACGACAUGGACGGCACGGCCCACAAGCUAGAGGAAGCCCAUGGCUCAAACUCUGCCAUCACACGAAUCGCCAGAACACAGUACGCUUGCCUCAGCACUGGUUUCCGUGACGCCAUGUUUGACUAUAAUGAAACUGAGAUGAGCCAUCGGGAGAACUGCAAAGCCCAGAUCCAGAGGCAGAUGGAGAUAGUGGGGCGUGAGGUGACAGGUGAGCAGGUGGAGGAGAUGAUUGAGACAGGCCAGUGGUACAUCUUUAACGACAACAUUGUGACUGAAGGUAAAACGGCUCGAUCGGCUCUGUCCCAGAUUGAGAAACGUCACCAGGAGUUGGUGGACCUGGAGACCCGCAUCAAGGGUAUCCAUGAGAUUUUCCUGGACAUUGCCCUGCUGGUGGAGGAGCAGGGCCCCAUGCUGACCUCCAUCCAAACUAAUGUUCAGAAAACUGAUGAAUACAUACAGGACUCCCUCGUCAAACUCGGCAGGGCCAAGCGUCAUGACCGCAACAACCCAUUUAAAAAGAUGUUUUGCAGCUGUUUCCCAUGCUUCAACUAAUGACUGUAGAGUACAGAGAUGGGUAGAGCGAUGGGAAAAUAUGCAAAAUGAUGCCCAGACAAAGAAAAGAGGGAAAUCCCAAGGAAAUGAAACCUGCUCAGUACUUGUCAUUAGUUCACUCUUCUUAUUGUCACUAAGUAUUUAUCAAAACAACCUGUAGAGUCGUUACAUAUUAACAUUUUUUCCAGGAGGCAAAAUAAAGGUUGAAUCUUUUGAUUGAGAGACAAAAAUGGUGAAGUAAAAUAUUUCAAAAUGAUAUUUAAGAAAUGCAUUGAUGUCUGUAAUGUUUGAGAAAGGUUUGAGACAGGUAUCUCAAAACAGAAUUAAUUCCCCCACGAUCGAGGUGUUAUGCAGAAAAUAUGUUCAGAAAAUAAAUUCAUCUGCUGAGUUUCUACAUGGGAGGAAGAUACAUGUUUGUGUUGGCCAACCUGCCAGGCACAAUGAUUCCUGACACGGUAAACUGUCAUGAUAGUAAAUGUUACAGAAAUGUUAUUCUAUGCAAGUUCAAUCAAGUGAUUUGUCACAAAAAUCAUUUUCUAGUUUAUGACCCAAGACAUUCUACAUGCCUACAUGUCAAUGCACAGGUAAUUGGAUGUUGUAGUUGACAUAAAGCUGAAAGAAAAUGUUUUAGAAAUUGUACAUUUGAGUUGCUCUUGAAUCGGAUCAUAAAUAUUUUCUGCAUUAUAUAAAUUAUCAAAUUCAUGGGUUGAUCGUAACUAGCCAUUUUGUGUUGACCACACUGUACAACAGUUUUUAAAGUCCUCCAUUAUUUCCUGGUAUUUACCAUCUCUUCAGUGUUCUGACCAGGAUUUAUUCCCAUUCUUGAUUUUAUACAGGGAUCACGCUGUUGAUGCUGUUGUGAUGCACAUAAUCUGUUACCUUUCACUGCCUUUUUAUGACUUUGUAUAUAAUUAUAUCUUAUUUUUGUCUUCAUUCUUGUGGUGUCUUAUAUAUAACAUAAAUAAUUGUAUUAAAAUACAGCAUGGGUUUAUUCUUGUUGAUAUACCAACACAUCACAAUAAAGACUUGAAAUUUA